Molecule: messenger RNA, 924 nt
Organism: Colletotrichum chrysophilum
Lineage: Eukaryota; Fungi; Ascomycota; Sordariomycetes; Glomerellales; Glomerellaceae
Exons: 1
Coding region: 1-924 (307 amino acids)
Biological process (GO): carbohydrate metabolic process
Source: RefSeq, a predicted model, not a curated record
AUGGAGAACCGCCGUCUGGGUUACUACGUACAAUCCCACACAUACGAUCGCGAUCCCAAGCGAUGGCUGUCAAUGCUCCCGCUCGGCGAGCCUAGCCGACACACUUCUCACAUCAUCAUAUCCGCUUUCCAUCUGAACUACACCAAGGACGACGGCGCCGGCAACCACAAGAUCUACCUCAACGACGAGAUCUACGACCAAGGCGACAACGUCAGAGUGUGGGAAGAAGCCGCCGAGCUGCAGCAGAAGGGCAUUCUCAUCUUUGGGCUGUGCGGCGGGAUCUGGGAAGCGACUGGCCUCGGCGGCGGCGAUGCCGAGUUCGACAAAGGCUACAAGCUCAUCAAGGACAUGAUCGCGGCCAAGAAGCUUGACGGCGUCGACCUCAACGUCGAGCCCCACAAUCCCAUCGGCGUGCAGGACAUCGGCAACGAGGGAGUGAGGAAGGUAAUCAAGAAACUCAAGGCUGACUUUCCGCAUUUGCUCAUCACCAUGGCUCCUGGCGGCGGCGAACUGCUGAGCCCGGGGGGACUGUCCGGGGUCGAUUAUCAGACACUGUUCCGAGAGGAGGGUAUGCACGAUGCUAUAUCGUGGUUCAACGUGCAGCUGUACAACAACUGGGGAACGCUGGAUGUGGAUGAGUUCAGCAGCUAUGUGGCCGCCGGCUUCCCGGCAAACAAGCUCGUUCUGAACUUGGUGGGGAACCCCGACCCGGAAGAAGCUGCCGAUGGCUGGAUUGAUGGGCCGACCAUCAAGACGGGUGUCGAGGCGAUCAUGAAGAAGUUCCCGGGCAUGGGCGGCAUCGAUUGCUGGGAUUGGUACAACGCCACUCUUGAUGGCAAGGAGCCCGUUAAGCAUCCCGAGGCUUGGUCUGAUUUUGUGAGCGCUGUUCUCUUCCCCGACGGCCACCACAACAGUGCCUCAUGA